AUGGCACCGUCGCUGAAGAGCCAUAGGACUGACAGGUCCAGACCUGCCAGUCUCUCUACACCUCAGCUCUCCAUCGACAUCCUUCUCUCGGCCCUCUCAAAGUCUAUAUUCCAUCCUUUCAUCGCCUGUCUACUCCCACUCUGCCUCCGCGCCCUCGCUGCACCCUACAACUCAACAUCCUUCAUUCUCACAUCUGCAUUCGCAGCAAUAGUCUGCUUGUACCAUGUUCUCAAGAUUGUAGACCACAGACUAGGGUACGGCACACCACGACAUGUCGACUGGUCGAGUGAGGUCGUCGUGAUCACAGGAGGUCUGGGCGGAUUAGGUGGAUGUAUCGCUGAGAUCUUUGGCCUCCGAGGCGUCAGCGUCGCCGUGUUGGACAUUGCUGUGCCCGAACAGGAGCAUAGAAAUGAGACGGAUGGCAUCAAGUUCUACCACUGCGAUAUCAGCAAAUCCUCAGAUAUUGAAAAAGUCUGGAAACAUAUAAGUGAAGAUCUGGGCACGCCGACUAUUCUGAUCAACAAUGCUGGUAUCAAUACCCAUGGCUCAAUAGCCAAAUUCACCACGGAGCAAGUCGAGAAGAUCUUCCAGGUCAACACGCUGUCUCAAUUCUGUACGACCAGGCUCUUCUUGCAGGGUAUCUCUUUUCGCGAGAAUGGGGGUUCUAUCGUCACCAUCGCCUCUAUACUGGGCCAUAUCUGUGCGGUGGGCGUAGCACCCUACGCGGCGUCAAAAGCAGCGCUGUCAGCAUAUCACACUUCUCUUUCUGCAGAGCUUCGGACUCGAGCGCCACAGAUCAAGACUAUUCUUGUCGCUCCUGGCCAACUGGAUACGGCUUUGUUCAAGGAUAUGAAAUUGCAGGGUCGAAUGCAAAAGUUCGUGGGACCAGUCGUUCCGGUGUCAGAACUGGCUGUGAAAAUUGUGCGUAUGAUCGAUGAUGGAGAGGCGGGAGAGAUCAGGGAACCUUUCUAUGCAAGGGCGUUCAUGGGAUUGCCGCUUCUGCCAAUGAGCGUGCAGAGGUUUCUGAGAUGGUGGGGCGAGGUCGACUCCGUGUUGAGCAGCCAAAUCGAGGAGGGAUAUGUCGGGGAUGGCCUUGACAAGUCGAGGGCGGCUAAACGAAAUGGGACCGAGGGUGUGUACUCAGACGAGGAGUUCUCAGAUGACGAGUCGGAUUGA
This is a messenger RNA of Bacidia gigantensis, 1176 nucleotides long. RefSeq lists its product as uncharacterized. Bases 1 to 1176 code for a protein of 391 amino acids. The record is from RefSeq and is a predicted model, not a curated record. Lineage: Eukaryota; Fungi; Ascomycota; Lecanoromycetes; Lecanorales; Ramalinaceae. Gene Ontology annotation, molecular function: oxidoreductase activity, acting on the CH-OH group of donors, NAD or NADP as acceptor. The transcript has a single exon.